This is a messenger RNA of Triticum aestivum (bread wheat), 1635 nucleotides long. RefSeq lists its product as uncharacterized. Gene Ontology annotation, biological process: positive regulation of transcription by RNA polymerase II. The transcript has a single exon. Gene Ontology annotation, molecular function: protein dimerization activity; DNA-binding transcription factor activity, RNA polymerase II-specific; cis-regulatory region sequence-specific DNA binding. The record is from RefSeq and is a predicted model, not a curated record. The coding region runs from base 307 to 1635 and encodes 442 amino acids. Lineage: Eukaryota; Viridiplantae; Streptophyta; Magnoliopsida; Poales; Poaceae.
GCCUACAGCAUCAUUUAUUUGGCGCCAAGCCAGACUGAUGCAAAAUUACGGGGCUUAAUAGGCCUAGUGCCUACUGCCUAGGUACUAGGUAGCACUCAUGGCGGCCGCCGCGUUCGGGAGAGACAGACGAAUCCGCAUCCGCCUCCGGCGCACAGAAGCCAGCGUCGCGUGCUCUAUCUAUGUAUAUAUACCAGCCGCUUCGCCGGAGAGCUCCAACCAGCAAGCCAAACCAAGCGGGUCUGAUCGGAGGAGCAGAGGAAGAAGCAAAGCACGCGCACUGCAGGGUCUGCUGCAGCCACGCCCACGAUGCCGCGCCGCAAGGUCCCCAUGAGGCUCAUCGAGAAGGCGCGGGCGCGCGCCGAGACCCACGCCAGGAGGACCAAGGGGCUGCAGAAGAAGGCGUCGGAGCUCGCCACGCUCUGCGCGGUCCCGGUCGCGCUCGUCUGCUCCGCCGGCGCGGGGGAUCCGCCGCUCGUGUGGGAGUCGGAGGAGGGAGUGCUCGAGAGGUACCAGCGCGCCGUCCCGGCCGAGACCCGCGCGCGGCACACGCACCGGUGCUACAUGGAGACGGAGCUGGGUAAGGAGAGGGCCAAGCUCGCCCGGACGCGGCACGGCUGCCCCGGCGCGCUCGCAGACUGGGACGCCGCGCUCAACGACAUGACGCUGGAGGAGGCGCGCGGGCUGCUCGAGACCAUCGACACGGCGCUGCGGGCCACGGGAGAUAGAAUGGAGGCGCUGGGCAUACCUGCCGACGGCGGCCACGGCCCGCUCCAGGGUUCUUCCCACGACGCCCUCAUGCCGCAGAAGCUCGGGCACGGUAGCGGCAACCCCGUGGACAUGGACGCCGCCGGCUUCCAGCAGCUGCAGAUGGUGCCGUUCCACGCUGGGAACAACGAGGGCCUACUCGAGCAAUUCUCAUGGGACGACCCCUUCCAGACGGAGCCAGGGUGCGGCGGCUUCCAAUCUGUCAGCGGCAACUACUCGGCCGGCGGCGACGAGAUGCUCGCGCUAGGCCUCGCCAAUGCCGACUAUAAGUACUCGGGUGGCUGCGACGAGAUGCUUGCGCCGGGCAUCACCAAUGCUGACUACAACUACUGGGCCGGCGGCGACAAGAUGCUCGCGCCGGGGGCCGGCGGCGACGAGUUGCUCGCGCUAGGCCUUGCCAAUGCUGACUGCAACUACUCGGGCGGCAGCGACGAGAUGCUCACGCCGGGCUUCGCCAAUGCUGACGGCAACUACUCGGGCGGCGGCGACAAGAUGCUCGCUCCGGGCUUCGCAAAUGCUGACUGCAACUACUCGAGCGGCGGCGGCGACGAGAUGCUCGCGCCUGGCUUUGGCAAUGUUGACUACGACUUGACUGAUCUGACCAUGUGGGCAGCCGACGAGUUGUGUGAUGCAGUCAAGCCACUUGGGUGCUACCCUGACUUCGCCGACGGUAUUCUACCGCCCGAGUACUCAGCUCAGGUCGUCACCGGCGGGGACUACGUCAACACACCACCAUCUGGCGGGUACGGGUACCCCAUGGGCACGGGCAUGGGCGACAACUUCACUCAUCUCGACAGCAACUACACGGCGCACUGGCAGUUCCAGCGCUUCGACACAAGCAGUCUGCUACUAGGGGAAAUGCAGUCGUAG